Messenger RNA from Leptopilina heterotoma, 2431 nucleotides. RefSeq names its product solute carrier family 35 member E2A-like. NCBI's taxonomy places the organism in Eukaryota, Metazoa, Arthropoda, Insecta, Hymenoptera, Figitidae. The transcript is spliced from 5 exons. Bases 558 to 1658 code for a protein of 366 amino acids. The record is from RefSeq and is a predicted model, not a curated record. Gene Ontology annotation, molecular function: antiporter activity. Gene Ontology annotation, cellular component: Golgi apparatus.
AAACGUCGAAACAUGUUCUCAUUAUAUAACUAAAACACAAACACAACAUACGUUUUGUAUAAUUUUUACUUUUCACUGUAUAUGUAAUAUAUAGUUGAUAACUAAAUUUUAUAACAUUCCCGGCAUAAAAUUUUUUACAAAUUGUGUUUUAUUAUUCUUAAUAUUUCGGCUUUGUUUUUAAACAACACGGAAUUUGUGCUACUUUUCCGAACUGUCAUAAAUAUCUACAUUAGUGGAACAUAAAAAUGACCAAAUAAAUAAAAGAAAAAUAUGCUAUCAAAUAGUGAAGGAAACUUUUUCAGUCACACAGAAACUGAAUUGAUAAAUAGAAGGAUAAAAAAGAUAAAAAAAAAUCACUUAUUGAUAUUAGGUUAUAUCAGACAUAACCUCGAAAGAAGAGACACGUUUCAAUAAUAUGAAUUUUCAAGUUAAUAUAAAAACUAUACGAUAAAUUUUAUUUGCAUCGGCAUGAGCAAAAAUCGACGUUAUUUUUUAACGUCAAUACACAGUGAAACAUCGUAUUUUGUGAAUUAUUUCAAAUUUGACAGAAAGAGGUCAUGGAAAAUCAUUCGGCAUGUGCGAAUACAACAUAUUUACCAUUAGAUAGUGAAGAAUUAUUAAUUUCGGAGAAUCACAAUAAACAUCAUUUGGAACAUAAAAAAAGGGAAGAAUUGAUUUUAACGUCUGAUAAUAAAGGUGGUUUAGCAAACCCUAGAGCAUUAUUAUUUUUAAUACUAUGGUACGUCUUCAGUGGUUGUACCCUCUUUUUAAACAAAUACAUUCUUUCAUUUAUGAAGGGAGACCCUACGAUUUUAGGUGCGUGUCAAAUGUUGAUGACUGCAGUUUGCGGCUUUAUACAGAUGUACUUUCCUUGCGGUAUGUACCGAGCAAAUUCUCGGUUGAUGAGGCCUCCUGGAUUUUACAGGCAUAUGACUUUAGUUGGUUGUACGAGAUUUAUGACAGUGGUUUUAGGACUUGUAUCUUUAAAUUAUGUAGCUGUGAGCUUUACCGAAACAAUAAAAAGUAGUGCUCCUCUUUUCACCGUACUUAUAAGUAGAUAUCUAUUAGGCGAACAUACUGGCCUCUAUGUCAAUUUAUCAUUAAUUCCUGUCAUGGGAGGAUUAGCUCUAUGUUCUUUGAACGAAAUUAGUUUUGACCUCAGAGGUUUUAUAGCCGCAAUGGCAACCAAUCUGACUGAGUGUCUGCAAAAUGUUUAUUCUAAGAUGUUAAUUAGUGGUGACAAUUUUAAAUACACGCCUGCGGAACUACAAUUUUACACCAGUUUGGCAAGUGUGGUGGUGCAAAUUCCAGCGUCAAUUUUGCUCGUUGAUCUUGCAAAUAUCGAAAGUACCUUUAGUUUAAGGCUCUUAUCAGCGUUCAUUUUGAACGGGAUUUUCUUCCAUUUUCAAAGUAUAACGGCAUAUGUUCUUAUGGACUAUAUAAGUCCUGUUACUCACAGUGUGGCGAACACGGCAAAAAGAGCUUUCCUGAUAUGGCUAUCGGUCCUAUUAUUCAACAACCCAGUGACAGGCUUAUCCGCACUUGGCACAUCCUUAGUAAUUGCAGGUGUUUUGUUAUAUAAUCGAGCUCAAGAAUAUGACAAAUUAAAGAGCACGAGUCAAAGACUUCAAAAAUCCACGAAAAUCAAUUUACAAUAAUAAUUAGAUAACGAGCUUAAUACAUUCGAGUAGAAGUAAGAUUGUUUAUAUAGACCGAGAAUAAUGUUAAAAUCAAAGCGUAUUUAAUUAUUUAUUAUUAAUAUUAUUAUUACUAUUAUUAUUAUUAUUUCUAUUAUCAUUACUAUUAUUAUUUUUAUUAUUUUUUAUUACCUAUUAUUUUUAUUAUUAUUAAUUUUAUUAUUAUUAGUUUACUAUUUUUAUUUUUAUUUUAAUUAUUAUUAUUAUAAUAAUAAUUAUUAUUUUAAUUAUUACUAUUAUCGUUGAUAUUAUUACAAAAGUGAAAUUGUCGAGUCAAACAGAAUUGCACAAUAUUAAUUAAAAUUGCAAAUGACACUUUAAAUAAUGACACUAUAAAUAUUGCUUUUAAAUGACAUAAUAUAAGACAUAAUUUAAAGACACAUGUUUUUUCAAGUCUAAUUUUAAUGAAACAAACUUCUUGCCUUUCAAUUUUUUUUUCUAAUUUAAUGUUUAAUUUAUUAUUUAAUGUUCCGUUUCUGUUUUCAAACUUGUAGCAAUGAAAUUUUUAAGCAAAUUAGAUAUGCAUUAAAAGACAGUAUUUUCUAUUUCUGUUGAAAUGUAAUUUGUCGUUUUUUUUAUUACUUGUUUUAUGAGAUGGGAGAAAAGUAUAUCAAGAUGAAAAAAAUGAUUAUAUACGAUCGUAUUUCAAAACCAGUAUGAAAAGGUGACCACAUAAAAUAAGAGAAAAUGUGAUUUCUUUUGAAAUAAAAUAUUCCUGUUUCAUUAUUAUUGAA